Molecule: messenger RNA, 1345 nt
Organism: Pollicipes pollicipes
Lineage: Eukaryota; Metazoa; Arthropoda; Thecostraca; Pollicipedomorpha; Pollicipedidae
Product: E3 ubiquitin-protein ligase Hakai
Exons: 6
Coding region: 266-1345 (359 amino acids)
Biological process (GO): regulation of cell adhesion; protein ubiquitination
Molecular function (GO): ubiquitin protein ligase activity
Source: RefSeq, a predicted model, not a curated record
UAGAAGCACGCCGCAGUUUGGGGUAUUUGUAAAUUUUCAGUCAAUCAUUGUACCCCAAACAUAAAAAAUUUCAACAGGUGCCCGUCGAAGUGCUUUUAUUUGUAACAAUUCUCAGUUACAUGGUAUUUUCAAAGUCAUUGUUCCAUCUGUUGCAAUUAUCAUUUUGAUCAACUAGCAUUUCGGAGAGAAACAUCAAUGCGUGGUGGACGAUGGCUUGAUCAGUGGGGGCUGAAUAAUCUGGAAGCUGCACCCUGCCAGCCAGAGGAUGGAUGAUGUCAGAAGCUAUUCCAUGCGCCCAUCUAGCCGAGGUGGUCGGGAUCUGGCCACCAUGAAGCCGCGAGGCAGGGCCAGAACUCGGAUACGUCGGUCUAAGGUGAUCGACAGCGACGACGAGUCACUGUGUGAGCCGACCGCGUCCGAUGGUCCGCCGUCUCCCGACCGACCGGGACCGCCCCGGCCGCACGUGUUCGACAUGGAGGCGGAUAUCUCGCAGCUGGAGCCGGCCACCUUCACCACGAUCCAGCGCGGCCAGCCAGAGCCCAUGCUGCGCCUCUCGUGGCACCACAAGGUGAACUUGAUCGCAGCAAAGGUGCUCAAUCCUUUGAUAUAUCUCUGUGAGAAAUGUGACUGCCCAAUACUGGCGUACGGCAGAAUGAUUCCGUGCAAGCACGUGCUAUGCUACGACUGCGCCAAGGUGCAGGACAAGUGCUGGCGGUGCGGCGACCGGGCGGUGCGCGUGGAGCGCGCCGGCCUGGGCAAGCUCUACAUGUGCCUGCACGACGGCAAGCGCUACGACAACAACGGCUGCCGGCGCACCUACCUCAGCCAGCGCGACCUGCAGGUCAGGGCCCAGCCGCAGGUGGCGCGCGUGGACCAGCACUUCAGCGGCCGGCAGCCCACCCACCCCACACACCCCGGCCACGGCAGUCCGCACCCCGUCCGUGGAGGCUCGCACCCGCUGGAAUAUGGAUCGGCCAAGACGACGCUGCCGUCCAUGAAGCAGCAGCAGAUUCCCGUGAUGACUACGCAGCGCAGCAGCAACCUGAUCACCAUCCCGAUCCAGGGCCAGGAGGCGAUGCAGGAGACGCCGCCGCCGCUCCAGCAGCAGCAGCAGCACCCGGCGUACGUCGGCUACCAGGCGGGGUACUCGCCGGCCAGCUACGGCCAGCCACCGUCCUCUGCCACCGCGCCGUUCUACCAGACGCCGCCGCCGGCGUCGCCAGCCGGCUACGGGCGCGCCUUCCCGCCACCGGGCGUGCGGCCGGCACAGUACCCGUCGCCGCAGCAGUGGGUCACGCCGCCGCCGCUCGGCCGGCCGCCGCCCGCCGCCCAUUACUACCGCUAG